This is a messenger RNA of Equus caballus (horse), 3707 nucleotides long. The record is from RefSeq and is a predicted model, not a curated record. Lineage: Eukaryota; Metazoa; Chordata; Mammalia; Perissodactyla; Equidae.
UGAAAAGCUGUGCUUUUUGACAUUUUGUGUCUUGCUCAGCCUUUCACUCUAAAAUCAGUUAAUAUUCACUCCAUUCUCUCUCACUUUAAUGUCUUAUUUCUUACUGUAAAUAUCAAGUUCAUCUAGAUUUGACUUUUUGUCUGUGGUAUAAGGGGAAGCUCCAACCUUGAUUCUUUUCCCCCAGUUUUUCCAGUCACUUGUUUCCGUUGAACAUUUAAAAAAUGGUAGUGGCCUUCCUCACGUGAUGGCCCAAACUGCACGUCUUCAGCCUUAUAACCGGACAUGAGCUUGGGGUCAAGACUCCCUACUGUAACGCACUUCACUGAGACGCCAGCCUGCUGGCGAGAAGCAUCUCUGGUCUCCUCAGCCUGACCCAGAACCUUCCCUCCCCCCUCCUCUGAUCUUCGCAUAUGGAUCAGUCGAUCCCCAGGGCCCACAGGGUAGACAGUGGGACCAGUUCCUAGAAAUGACUAGAAAUGUCCUCAAACAGCCUUAGGGGUUAUAGCCACACUUUACAGAAGAGAUGAGGCUCGCAGGCGGUGGGUCACGGGAGCAGGGACUCGGGGGCAGUGUGGUAGCGGGGCCGGCCAGUGCCUCUGGCCUGGAAGCCCCGGGGCCUGCCGCCCCUUCCCCGCAGCACCUUCUCUUCCCCGGGCCUGGCUCGCCAGCCCUUUGUUGUUCUGACCACUCAGCAUUUGGGCUCCUCUGCCAUGUGCUUCCUGAGGCAUCACUGGAGGGGCUCGGAUGAAGCAUCUGCAUCCCAGGUGAGCCCAGGUGACGCUUCCUGGGGAUGCAGAAGGAGUGCAGUGGUCACGGAACUGUCUGCUGUCUCUGCCCUGGUCCCUCCACCCUCCUUGGGCCCAGGUCUCAUGGGCCGCUCUCUUCUCUGCCUUCCUGCCAGCUCCCUGAGUGUCUGAGACUCAGGCCUGCUCUGUCCUUUGCUCGGAGGACAUGGGGUGGGCCUUGGCCUCUGUGACCUCAGUCCUGGAACUGUGUGGCCGCCCUCUAAAGAUUCCAUCUUAGCUCCCUGCCCCCCCAGGGAAUAUCUGGCUUUUCCAGGUGGCCCGACCUGCUGUGGGAGCCUCACCUGGACGCAGCUGCCUCUGUGCAGCACCUUCUCACCUGCUGGGCAGCCUACCUGGGUGGUUCUCAUGGCCAGGGCACAUCCCAGCAGAGGGCGGUUGCUGCUGUCCAGCGGAUGUGCCCAGCUCUCCUUAGUGGCGCUCAGGAGCUUGUGGCCAAGUUGGUGAGACAGUCAACACACUGGAAAAGAGUCAGCAGGAAGGCCUGGGGGCUUGUGGCUAGGUUCGGAAGGCGUUUCGAGUCGCCCCUCCUCUGGCAGAGUGUGGUCAUGAUCCUGACCAUGCUGCUGAUGCUGAAGCUGUGCACCGAGGUCCGCGUGGCCAGCGAGCUUGGUGUGAAGCGCCGGUUCUUUGCAGCUGCAGAUAAUAAGGAUGAAGAGAUCAGAGCCCCCCCCAGGCGGUCGUAUCUGGACUUUGACCCUCACUACUUUUGGCACUGGAGCAGCUUUGCGGACUACGUGCAGUGUGUCCUGGCCUUCACGGGCAUAGCGGGCUACAUCACAUACCUGUCCAUUGACUCGGCCCUGUUUGUGGAGACUCUGGGCUUCCUGGCGGUGCUGACCGAGGCCAUGCUGGGCGUGCCGCAGCUCUACCGCAACCACCGCCACCAGUCCACGGAGGGCAUGAGCAUCAAGAUGGUGCUCAUGUGGACGAGUGGCGACACCUUCAAGACAGUGUACUUCCUGCUCAAUGGCGCACCCCUGCAGUUCUCCGUGUGCGGUCUGCUGCAGGUGCUGGUGGACCUGGCCAUCCUGGCGCAGGCCUACGUGUUUGCCCGCCACCCUCCGAAGCCGGCCCCCCAUGCGGUGCACCCCGCCAGUACCAAGGCCCUCUGAGGUGGCCGGGGAGGACGAGGACGUGUGACCGCUGGCCACAGGCACCAGCCCGGCCAUCUGUCCUCCUGUGUGGGGCAGGCAGGCACCGUGGCCCCCUGAGAUGGUGUCCCGGCCACUGGGGUCUCAAUCAGCCUCUGUGGGCUCAGAGGGUGGCGGGCAGGGGGCCUGUGUGCCAGUGUUUGUGCUCAUUCACUCCCAGGACAAGCGAGCAGAUUUUACACCCAAGGGUUGGGAUGCGGUUGUUUUCAUGGGGAUGGAAGGCGAGUCUCCUCUUGGAAGACACCCAGCGAGAACCUGGUAGCUGCUCACGGACCCAGGGAAUGGCAGGCUGGGGCCGCCCCAGGACAGAGGGUGUCAGGGAACCUCGGCCCCUGAGAUCAGCUCAGCCCACAGCGGGCCCGGGGCGUAGGCUGGGGGCUGAGCCUCUGACGGGUGGGACUGGGGAUCAAGAAGGAGAAGCAGCAUCAGGACAACCAGGGUCCCAGCACACAGAGCCCACAGUCUCAGAACGGCCUGCGAGUGGACGCCCUGGUGACGGCAUGCAGCCAAGUGGGACUCCGGCAGGGUUGGGCCCAGGUGCAGAGAGCAUGGCCAGUUUUAUGUGUGCCUGGCACUCGUGGAGAGGAAGCCGGAGGGAUGCCAUGACGUGCGCUCUCCUUUAUCAGGCCAGAGUUGGUCUCUCCAGGGCCUCCUUCACCACAGCUGCCCCACAGGACCUGGGCUUGGCCCUCCACUUGGCAGUGGGGCCCGGGGCCCUCGUUGCUACGCUGGCGUCCUCCUAGGAGAGGCUGCUGUGCACCCGCCCUGGGGGGACAGAGCCAGCCUGUGUCCACCACUGGGCACUGGCCAGGGCGAGCUGAGGGGUGUUGGAACUAGAGCCCAGAGCACUCCGUGAGCCCCAGGGGCGUGCGUGUGCGUGCAUGGGUGUGUGCGUGCAUGCGUGUGUGUGUGUGUGUGUGUGUUGGGCGGGGUGCGGCCGGCCAGCAUGGGCUCCAGGGAGGGCUGAGGCCCAGGGUGGGGCGGGGCAGACUCACCACCACCCCGGGAGGCUGCCCUUGCAUUCAGGGUUGCACACACCUGCUGUGGCACAGAGCCUUGGGUGUCCGUUUUCCAGGACGGGGACAGCCUGCAGGUCAGGAGAGGAUGCUGGAGGCAGGCGUCCCCCCCGGCGUGCAGGGCAUCCGCACACUCUGAGCUCUCAGGCCUGCAGUGACGUUCCCAGGUGGUGGGCUGUGCCUGGCGUGGGCAUCCCUGCCCAAUGUCCUCCAGUCUGUGUGCGCUUCUCCAUGUCCUGCCUCUGGCUGUGACGGGGCCGCUGGAUAUCCCUCCCUCUCAGUUUUACACGAGCAUCUCAGAGCAUCUCAGCCCUGUGCCAGCCCCCAGACCCCAAGGCCGAGGGUUCUAGAUGCUUCUGUGUGGCUCCCGCAGGCAGCGUUUCCCCUUCUGCUGGGCGGAGGGGCGGCUCUCUGCAGUGUCCACGCCAUCUGCGGCCAGUGCCAAAGCUCUCAUGGUGUCUGCUGUGGCCGGUGGGAAACGUUCAAAGCUGCUGCCCCCUGAGUUUUCCUCAAAAACUCCUGAAUGUUUGAGUGAGGGUCCUGCUGGUUUUUUGGCCUGUAAGAUGCUUUGAAAAUGUUUAUUUUUAAAACACAAAAGGAGAUGUCUGUAGCAGCAAUUGCCUACAGGUUAAAAUGUCACCAGUUGAAGCAGUGACUGAAUGUGCCGUGUGCGGGAGCAUUCAAGGUUCUGUCAGUGUGGUGACUCUAAAUCAAUAAACCGCUCGCGGAUCCAG